Notothenia coriiceps (black rockcod) is the source of this 720-nucleotide messenger RNA. Its product is annotated as sortilin-related receptor-like. The coding region runs from base 1 to 720 and encodes 239 amino acids. NCBI's taxonomy places the organism in Eukaryota, Metazoa, Chordata, Actinopteri, Perciformes, Nototheniidae. The transcript has 6 exons. Gene Ontology annotation, molecular function: protein binding. The record is from RefSeq and is a predicted model, not a curated record.
AUGCCUCUGCCCCCCCCCUCUGUGAUCGCCGACAGCAUCACCAACGACUCCAUGAGCCUUUCAUUCAGCUUCAACUCCCCGUACGAGGUGAAGCAGUACAUAGUGAUUCUGUACUGGCAGUUUGACACACAUGUUAAGGAGAGCAGAAACUACACGGUUCAACAGGGGAUCCUGAAAGCUUCUAACCUAACAGCAGGCACAUUGUAUGAGGUGGCUGUUUGGGCUCACACCAGUAUAGGAGACAGUCCCACCGCCCUGUCCCAUCAUCAGACCAUUGGCUCUCAGCCGGAGCGGCCCCUCCUCAAAGCCCGGGCCCUCAACCAGACUGCUGUGGACUGUAGCUGGACCAUCGGCAAUACCACCGCUCAGGUGUACGGUGUGUUUUACGCCACCUCCUUCCUGGACCUGUACCGCAGCCCGCGUCAGUUCCACUCCACGUCUCUCAGCCUCACAGUGACGGUGGACAGCGACGAACAGUAUCUCUUCCUGGUGCGUGCCGUCUCUCCCUACCUGGGCCCUCCCUCGGAAUACGCUGUGGUGAAAAUGAUUCCCAAUGAGCGGCUGCCACCCAGAAACCUCCAUCGUGUGCGAGUGGACAGAACUCAGGCCACGCUGAAGUGGCAGCCCCCGUACGACGCCCCCAACGCAGCUCUGGUACGACACUGCUUAUGGGGAUGGGGAUUCAUGAUGAUGAGCAUCAGGAUCAGGAGGGUUGACUGA